Messenger RNA from Plodia interpunctella (Indianmeal moth), 4850 nucleotides. RefSeq names its product 1-acyl-sn-glycerol-3-phosphate acyltransferase alpha-like. Gene Ontology annotation, molecular function: 1-acylglycerol-3-phosphate O-acyltransferase activity. Gene Ontology annotation, biological process: phosphatidic acid biosynthetic process. Gene Ontology annotation, cellular component: endoplasmic reticulum; membrane. NCBI's taxonomy places the organism in Eukaryota, Metazoa, Arthropoda, Insecta, Lepidoptera, Pyralidae. The record is from RefSeq and is a predicted model, not a curated record. Bases 157 to 1002 code for a protein of 281 amino acids. The transcript has 5 exons.
UCGAUUGUUCGUUAGGAGGUACUAUAGGUAUAAGGAAAAUUACUACCUACAAAUACAAUAGCCGUCGGCCGUCGCUCGUUGUGUUGUAUUGCUGUUAUUGUAAAUUAACUAAAUAUCUUGGAAUCCAAUAUCAAUCAAAUUUAUAGUAGUGCUGAGAUGUGGCAUACAAUGAUUUACGUAUUUAUCAUCAUGUUGGUGACUUACAUUGUGAAACAAUUAUUUUCUGAAACGCCGAAUUUCAUAAAAUUUAAAUCGAAAUUUUUGAUUUUCUACAUUUGGGCUUCACUUACAGCUGUGAUUUUAAUGCCUUUUUUCGUAUUCAAUCCAAAGAAUGUAAAAAAUUCCUUAUUCGGAUCUCAAAUAAUAAAGCAUGUCACUAAAAUAAUAGAAGUAAAGUGGCAAUUAAGAAAUGGCAAAGUACUGGCUGAAGAUCAGGGGGCUGUUGUGGUUUCAAACCAUCAGUCUACAAUUGACAUUUUAGGAAUGUUCAAUAUAUGGCAUGUCGCCGAUAAAGUUGCUGCAAUAGCAAGGAAGGAAAUAUUUUAUGUUUGGCCCUUUGGGCUUGCAGCAUAUUUGGCUGGUGUAGUGUUCAUAGACAGGAAUAAUUCUAAAGAUGCUUACAAACAGCUUAAAGUCACUUCUGAGGUUAUGGUUAAAAACAAGACUAAAAUCUGGUUGUUCCCUGAAGGAACAAGAAACCGAGAUUUGUCAACACUGUUGCCAUUCAAAAAGGGUGCGUUCAAUAUAGCUGUUGCUGCGCAGGUGCCCAUAAUUCCCGUAGUAUAUUCACCUUACUAUUUCAUCAACAGAGAGAAGAAUAUUUUCAAUAAAGGUCACGUAAUCAUUCAGUGUUUGGAGCCAAUACCAACGAAGGGUAUGACCAUGGAAGACGUUCCUGAAUUAAUAAAUCGCGUUUAUAAUUCUAUGGAUAACAUGUACAAAGAGCUUUCUAAGGAGGUAUUGAGCGCGCUCCCUGCUGACUACCCUCUCCCUACAAAAUAAGUGGAAACUAGACUAACUUUUAUAGAUAAGUGAUGCAUCAUUUUGAUGUAAGUUAAGUAGCAUAAUAUUUGCCAUGAGUUUAAUGUGUAACUUUUACGAUUAUAGACAUUGAGCAUAUGUAUUACAUAUUCAAUGUCUAUCCGGCAACUAAAAUCUUUUAUCUGUGAUUAAUAAUAUGAGGCAAUCUGAACUUGACGUUUCUUACACAUAAAUGAGUUCAUCAUUACACUUGAGUCUAAUCUAUUAUUACCUAUUUUAUUUGUCAAAUUUGGAAUUAUUUUUGUGUCAGAGAUAAUAUGUAAUGCCAUUUUGUCAACUGAAAUGAUAACACCAGGGUAAGUCAAAGGAAAUUUAAAAAUCUUGAUUCUUCAAUUUUUUGUUUUAAUAUAUUGGCAUGGCAAACAUAAAGCUAUAGUUACUUAAUAGAUUAGGUAAGUAGCUAGCCAAUGCUAGAAAAUCUUCUGGCAUAGCUAUUAUCAGGCAAUUUAGUACUGAGCCGAAUUAUAUUUUUUCUAAUAGCAAUUUUUUUCGACGAAUAAUCUUCUCGGAUAAUGAGUUUAGUUUGACUUAUAUAGUUUGAUUAACCAUGGUAGAUUAGAAGAAAUUACAUUUAUUUUAUGCCAAAGAUUGUGUUCCCAAGUAAAUUUAAAAAAAUUGGUAUUUCCAUUUGAACAUGUAAUCUAAGACAGAUCUCAAAAACUGUAAGGCUUUUAAAAUUAAGACUAAUGUAUUUACAAUAUCUAAUUAUGUAUGAUACGGUAUUGACGGCAGCAGAUACGGAGUAAAUUAUAAAGCGAUACAAAGUGUAAUGAUUACGACAGUCUACGUGCCACCUAGUUUUGUAUACAAUGGGCGUUCCUUCGUUUACAUUCGAUUGCGCUAUAUAGUUUCAAGUUGAAUAUCAAACAUUCAACAGUACCUACUUUUAAUUGCAUUGUUCCCUUUUGUUGUUUUAAUUUUAUACAAGCUGACCUAUUAAUUACAAAUAAAUUGCCUGAAUGACUAAUAUAGCUGUUAAUAUAUAGCUUUAUUUUCCAAUGUUUCAUUUUCCUCAAGAAGUUGAAACCAAACAUAUACUUUGGAAUUAUAUUAACUGUAUUUACUGCUGUGGUACCCUGUCAUGCGCGAGUACAAUUCGAACUUUGUUACUUUUAAAAUAAUUAUAUAGGUACUAUGUCUGUAAAAUGAAAACAUUGUUGAUUUUAUAUCAUUAGUUUCAUUAGCAGUCAACUUCCUGACUAGCUAACUAAUGAUAAUCCGCUAUGCCAAUUGAGCAUAAUUAAUUUUUUAUCAUCACCUAAUAUGUUAAUAAUAGGCUUUAACUGGUAUACUCUAAAAUAAAUAGAAUAGUGACAACAUGUGGUCGACUUCAACAGUAUUACAAACAAUUUACGACAUCUAUUGUUUAACGUGUUAUCGUAUGAUUAUCGCCUGCAUACCUGCCCUUUACAUUGUUUGUCAUACACCAUUAAUCUUAUAAAUGUUACGGCUAAACGCCGAGUGCGGCUACUUAGACAGACCUAGGUGCAGCCGAUCUUCGUUGGUCACACCUAGGUGUAUAAGUGUGUAAUAGAUACACUUUAUAAAUAUGCAGUGUUACUAAAACCUCUAAAAAGUAACUUAAAAUUCCUAUUUAAUACCAUUUUUAAAUUUGACGUAUUUUCAGAGGCGGUAUAUUUUGUCUUUGUAAUUUUCUUUUCGGCAUAAGUUAAAUCUAAUUAUACAAUAGCAAUAAUGGUAUACUUAAUACAUACUGUAUAUCUAUCCUAGUACUUUAUUGGUUAAAAGAUGCCAGACGUGCCAGAACAUCAAAUGCCAAGACUGGCACCCACCAUUUGUUUGCCCACUUGGUAGUAUAAAAUAAUGUACCUACUGUACAUUAUUAUUUUAUUGUUCGAAUUAUCAAGUCGCGAAUUUAUAGUUAAAACUGCUUGUUGUACAAUAUGUUGAUUUUUUGCUCUGUUAGAUUAGUAAGCGUAAUGUAUGUGUUUAUGGUAAGCAAAUUGAAUACUCACGACGACAUAAAAAACAUAUUUAGCAUUAAUAUUUCACGCAACUAUGUUAAAUUAGUUAUACAUAUAAACCAUCUCAUUGUUCUUAUAUGUAUAUAAGAAAUUUCCAUUAUUCAAAAUGAACUUUAUACAUAUUACUAAAACAAUGUACUAGUUAGAACUGUGAUUGCUAAAGUUCUAUUAGGACUCCAAAAAUUUUCCAGUAAGUGCUCCUCUAAACUCAUAGUCAUUAAAAUAACUGUUAAUAUCUUAUUGUUUGUAAGGUUUUGCUGUUCAUUGAAAAAAUAAUUCACAAAUACAUGCUUAUUUUAUAAGAACAACAAAGAAGUUCGCGUGUAAUGUAAGACCAUAGCCGGGUCUUGUCCAACCUGUCAAACCAGAUGUUAGAUAAAAGCUUAUAUGGGUCUGUAUGAAAGUGAAAAGCAAUGACGUCACUUAUCAUGGAAUCCAAAGUCGUUCCUAUUUCGUUCCAAAUAAUGAUCACUAAAAUAUUUUUGUUAUUUGUUUGUUAACUAGGUUACCUAAAACAUAAAAUAUAAAAAUAAAACUGAUUGUAGUGUCAUUUAAUAACUGUGUUUCGUUAUAUUUAAAAUAUAUUUUAUUGCUUGCCCAAACCAGAGAAGUUUAGUAGAAAAACAUGUUAGAAACUUUGUCAGUAUCUAAUCGUCACUAGUUUAAUAAACUUCCAAUUGAACUUUACACAUUAUACUCGAAAAGUUUGUACAUUUUGGUCCACAAAACAUACAUUGUUAUAACAAUAUAUUAGUCAAGGUAUUAGUCAACUAUAAAGAACUAAGUCUGAGCUAAUGUGAGACAAUCUAGUGGUUGGACGGACAAUUAAAAAUGAUAUAUUGCAGAACGGUCGAACUUUCACUGGGAUGACUUUAUAAAUCUCUACGCUUUACUGGAAAAUAUUAGAUUACAAUACACUUUGUAUAAAUUUGUUUGAAAUUUACAAAAUAUAUAAACCAAGAAAAUUACAUGUUCCUGGCAUUAUAAUCUACAUCCUUGUAAAAUGUUGGAAUGCUUAGAAUUAAUAUUUAAUUUUAAUGUGAUGUGACUUGUAAAUGUGAAAAGUCCCCGAGCCCAUUCCAGAAAAAAUACCACCAGUAUCAUUACUAAAUACGAAUACUAGUGUAUUUUAUGUAUUUAUAUUAGUGUAUUUUAUAAUAAUAGUAUGUUGACGAAACUUUUAUAACACCACCAUUUGUGUCAUUUUUUGUACUGGCAAGAGAAUUCCUUAUGUCAACAAAUGCAGAAUGAAAGAAAAUUUUAAUUUAAUUAAAAUCAAGACAAUUAAAAUUAAAUUUUAUUUUACUAAAAUAAAAAAAUAUAUUAAUGACAAAGCAAUAAAAUUUAUAUUGAUGUGAAUAGUGAAAUAAAAUUUGAAUUUAAUUAAGAGUUAUUUAAUUAAAUUUAAAUUUUAUUUCACUACAUUUAAAACAGGAGUAAAACAUUUGGCAAACUUCCGGCCAAUUCUCGGAGCGAUUUUUUUCUGAUUGUCGGUCAGCACCUCUUUCCAACCUCGUGCCAUGCCACAGACUUAUAACCUCAGUGCCAUGCAAUUGUUUUCCUUAUAUCGUAGGAGGAUGGGUUCACGGACCAGAACUUUUGUUUAAAACUUUUACGCCUCAAUGAAUUUCAUCCUAUAUGUAUAGAUAAUUGUUAUAGAAUUCAUAAAAUAAACCACCAAAAAUGUCUAUUAGUGUAAUUGUCAUAAUAUUAGUCGUUGUCAUGUGUAUAUUAUUAUAUACCUACUAUUUAUUGGAGACAAAAUAAUGAAAUGUGAACUAUUUUUCCAUAUUUUCAUGUCUUUUAAUAAAAGAACACACAGGG